Hevea brasiliensis (rubber tree) is the source of this 750-nucleotide messenger RNA. RefSeq lists its product as uncharacterized. NCBI's taxonomy places the organism in Eukaryota, Viridiplantae, Streptophyta, Magnoliopsida, Malpighiales, Euphorbiaceae. The coding region runs from base 1 to 750 and encodes 249 amino acids. The transcript has 3 exons. The record is from RefSeq and is a predicted model, not a curated record.
AUGGAAUCUGUUGAUGCUUCAGAGUACUCAAAAACUAGUGAUAAGAUGUAUGAGCUGCUUAAUAGAUUUGUAGAGCGUGUUGGAGAGGCUAAUGUUGUUCAAGUUGUGACAGAUAAUGCUAGCAAUUGUGUGCUUGCAGGGAAAUUGUUAAAAACAAAGCGCCCUCAUUUGUAUUGGACUCCUUAUGAUGCUCAUUGCAUAGAUUUGAUGCUAGAAGAUAUUGAAAAAAUUCCCAACAUUCAUAACACAAUUAAAAGGACAGUGACAUUGAAUGGAUAUAUUUACAUUCGUCCGGAUGUGGUGAACAUGGUGCAGCGCUUUACUGGUGAAAGAGAGCUAAUUAGGCCAGCUGUCACAAGAUUUGCAACUGUUUUUCUCACCCUUCAACGUAUACAUAAGCACAAGGCGAAUUUGAGAAAGAUGUUUACCUCAGAGGAAUGGACCAAAAUUCGUGUGCUUAGAUUAGUUGAUGGUGAGAAAAUGCUUGCAAUGGGAUAUAUUUAUGAGGCGAUUGAUAGGGCUAAAGAAGCAAUUGCCAAGUCAUUUGAUGAAAAUGAAGAAAAAUACAAGGCAAUUUUUGAGAUUAUUGAUAAACGAUGGGAAAGCCAACUCCAUCGACCUUUGCAUACAGCUGGAUAUUAUUUGAAUCUUGAAUUUUUUUAUUCAAAUGAGAAAAUUAAUGAAGAUGUUGAGGUUGUUACCGGUUUAUACCAAGUUGUAGCAAGGUUGAUUCCAAGCAAAGAAGAGUAA